Molecule: messenger RNA, 1356 nt
Organism: Opisthorchis viverrini
Lineage: Eukaryota; Metazoa; Platyhelminthes; Trematoda; Opisthorchiida; Opisthorchiidae
Exons: 1
Coding region: 1-1356 (451 amino acids)
Biological process (GO): G protein-coupled receptor signaling pathway
Cellular component (GO): membrane
Molecular function (GO): G protein-coupled receptor activity
Source: RefSeq, a predicted model, not a curated record
AUGUCCGAUUCGAACCAGUCGCUGAUAUUCAGUUUUGCAUUCUACCACCAUGUGAAAUAUUUAGGUGACUGUUCACCCAGUAAGCACCUCAAUAUGUACGGGAAAAACGACGCUGUCCCACUGGACCUUAGCCUCGUCGGAUCUAUCACAUUUUCAGCCGUGGGGUUCAUCCUCAACCUUCUUGCACUCAUGAUAUUUUGUGCAAGUGAAAAUGGAUGCUUCCUCAAUCUACGUAACAUUGUUUCGCAAGCGACAGUUUCAGACUCUACUGGCAAGAAGGAAAGCAGCCAACCCUCAAGUCAGACCAUAUUGAGCAGUCGAGCUUCUGGAGCCCCCAAGAAUUCGGUUACUCUGAGUCUGUUGUUGCUUAGUUUGUGCGAGUGUGUGUUUACCCUAUCAAAAUUACUGUUUGAUUUAUUAACGAUCAUCGGAAACCAUACGAUUACUAACACAAGCACAAAACUCACUAUCCAGACAGUUUCUGUGUUACAAAAUCUGAUAUUCUUCUUUGCAGACGUUGGCAUCUUAUGUAGGAACUGGUGUGUGCUGCUGAUUACCAUUGCAAGAGCAGAGGUUGUGCUUUGGCCCCUUGGAGCAAAAGGACGACAGCGUGUUCUCCGGAGCCGUCGUAAGUUUAUGAUUGCCUUUUCCCUGGUUGUGGCUGCCGCCGUAAUCCUGGCGUACAUUAAACACACAGACAUGGUUGGUCUACUUUGCUAUGACAAGGCACUAAAAAAAUAUGCACUGUGGUCAGAACAUUUUUUCAUGGACAGACAAACAAGAACAAUGUUUGAUGCAUUAUUCUUCUUUCCAGUUCAGGGCAUAAUUGUGUGGAUCCUGAUAUUUAUUUUCACGAUAAUAAUCGUGUGUCGACUGAAACCUUGGAGGCGUGAAAUCGAACACCUCUUCGAUGAGAGCAUUUCCAGGGAUGGAGCUACAUCGGUCCAGUCCGUACAACUAGACGCCAUGAAAAGACGCCAAAAAAGUCAAAUUCGUGCCACUCGUGUUGUGGUUACAAUCGUGUUGGUAUUUUUGCUAUUGGAGCUGUUCAACUGUAUCGCCACAAUAUUAGAAGUUGCAGAGGUUAUUAUCAGAGACAGCCAGGAAGGUAUCAACAUCAACCAGGCUGGAAACACCCUAGUUGCGAUUGACUCCGUUUGCAACUUCUUCAUAUUCAUCCUCACGUUAAAACAGUUCCGAAUCGCAUGCAAACAACUAUUUUGCAAAUCGUGUACAAAGCGGCAAUCGGAACGCCCAGUUGUCACCAAGACAACUUCAGACACGAGUGCUCAGGCUGUCAAUUCAAGCUCCUUGCCAGUUUCCGAAGCAGUAUCCAUUAAACUCGACCUUGAAUAG